UCGAAUCAAAUUUUUUUAUGUGAUAAGGCAUUGUACUCGUUUGAACUAAAAAAAAAAAUUUGUCCCCCCUUCCAGUCCAUAUGCAAAACUCACAAACACAGCAACAACCAAAACCGAAAGGCAAAGCAAAGCAAAGCACAACUUUACUUAGACAUACUCUCUUUUCAUCCAUUUCCUCGAUGCCGAAAGUAACAAAACUGAAAGCAAAAGCAAAAGAAACCUAAAAGAAAAAGAUCAUACUAUACUAAACAGGACAAACAAAGCCCUUUUUUUUUUUUAUUGCUCCGAUUAGUAUUAAACAUAACAACAAACAAGAAGUAAAAGAACAAGGAGAAGGGCAAGUUUGCAUUUUGCUUUUUGCUUCGGUCAUGGCAGGUGAAGGAGUUUCAAGAGAAACCCAGAUGACUAUAGAGGCGUCUUCAAUGUUUCCAGGGUUUAGGUUUUCACCAACUGAUGUUGAAUUGAUUUCUUAUUACUUGAAAAAGAAGCUGGAUGGCGAUGAGAAGUGUGUUGAGGUCAUUUCUGAGAUUCAAAUUUGUGGACAAGAGCCUUGGGACUUGCCAGCCAAAUCCAUCAUAAAGUCAGAUAAUGAGUGGUUCUUCUUUUAUGCUCGUGGACGGAAAUAUCCAAAUGGUUCACAAAGUAGGCGGGCAACUGAACAGGGUUAUUGGAAAGCCACAGGGAAAGAACGUAAUGUGAAGUCAGGUUCUAAUGUGAUUGGUACAAAGAGGACUCUCGUGUUCCACACAGGUCGUGCACCAAAAGGGGAAAGGACAGAAUGGAUCAUGCAUGAAUACUGCAUGAAUGGAAAAUCGCAGGAUUCCCUAGUUGUUUGCCGCCUUAGGAAGACUAGUGACUUUGGUCUGAAAAACACUUCAAAUCGCGCUCCUUGGAAUCAACAGCAGUUGUCAAUUGUGAAUGACAGCAACCCUGCUACCUCAGAUGGUGGUACUGAUCAGACUGGCAUGUCUGAAGGGGACAAGGCAGUUGAACUCUAUUCGAACAAGGCUACUACUAGUUAUGAUUCUCAUUCUAUAGAGCAAAUCGAUUCUGCAUCUGAAUCUGAGCAAAAACUUUCAAAUGAUGUUGGACCAACAGAAUCUUCUACACCUCAGAAGGAUUCUGAUGAUGAAGACGAUUACUUUGCUGAGAUACUAAAAGAUGAUAUAAUCAAGCUUGAUGAAACUUCAUUGUCAGCAACACCAGACAUCUUGCCUAUGACUGCCAUCACUUCUGAUGCUGAGAGAAGGCCUCAGCAGCCAAGGCAAGAAAAUGUACCCCAUUUCCAGGGCACAGCAAACCGGAGAAUCAAAUUGAGGAGGCCUGAAGCAGAUAUUCUCUCUGCCAACCCAUCAGAACGUGUUGUUGGUGAGAUCUCAAUCGAGAAACCAAGUUCUCCAAAGUCUGAGGGGUCACCAAAUUGCUUGCUAUUUCUAUUCUUACCCAGGACUGCCAAUCUCCGUUUCAUAUAUGCGACUUUUGUGAUCCUGACUUUGCUGGCUUUGUUUCUGUCAUUUAUAGGAGGUUCCAAGCCAGUGAAAAACUUCAGAUAUGCUACUUUCUACGAGAACUUCUGGCAAUGAAUGCAUAUAUAAUCCCAUUUUUCUGGUAAUUGAAAGUUUAACAAUAGCGAGUAGAGCUCCUAUAUUCAUAGUUUUGGUCAUUUUGAUUAUUUCAACAUUGGUUUCUAUCGAUCGGGUAGUCAACUGGGGCAACUGACUAUGCCAUCAAAAGUUGAAACCAGUUCUCAAAGGGACCAUUAUCUCCAAUUUGAGCAGUCUCAUCCACUGAAAAGCUUCCUCUAAAUCAAUCAAAACCUUAUGCAAUUAAGUUUGAAUAAGAUUAAAAGAAUUCCAUGAAAUUAUGAAUGGUUGUGGUGAGAAUAUUUGGGCUUAAUAUGUAUCAAUUUUUGGGUUUUUGGGCUUACCUCUGAAAUUUGUAUCAAAUUCUGCCGAUGGGUAUUUCGGCUUAACUUUGAAUGGGUUUAGAUCAAGUUCUAUAACUCUCAAAAGCUGGGUAUUUGAGUUUUGGUCUUAUUAUUUUGAGUCUCAAUUUGAGUGUUUGUUGGUUAAUUAUAAUGAGCU
This is a messenger RNA of Durio zibethinus, 2084 nucleotides long. Its product is annotated as NAC domain-containing protein 40-like. The record is from RefSeq and is a predicted model, not a curated record. NCBI's taxonomy places the organism in Eukaryota, Viridiplantae, Streptophyta, Magnoliopsida, Malvales, Malvaceae. Gene Ontology annotation, biological process: regulation of DNA-templated transcription. Gene Ontology annotation, molecular function: DNA binding.